Messenger RNA from Sphenostylis stenocarpa, 1893 nucleotides. Lineage: Eukaryota; Viridiplantae; Streptophyta; Magnoliopsida; Fabales; Fabaceae. The record is from the annotation of a GenBank genome assembly.
AUGACGCUGGUCGGACUCUUCCUCACCGCCACCAAGCUCGCCGGAGCUCUCUUGACUCUCACCGUCGCCGCCAACGCCUUCUCCUACUCCCGCUUCCGCAACAAGAACCUUCGCCGGUUCCGCUCCCCCAUCGACGAAUCCUCCAACACUCUCGCCGAUUUCAACGUCGCCGAAGAGGAAAAUGGGUUUUUCUUUGGUUUGGCUACAGCACCGGCGCAUGUUGAGGACAGGCUAGAUGAUGCUUGGAUCCAGUUUGCUGAGGAAAAGAGUGGUGACUCCCAGGGGAGGCGGACAGUGGAUGCUGUGAUGGGUUCUGCUUCUAGUGACGGUGGGUCCCAGCGGGCCGCAACAUCUCCGCGGGGCAGGAAGCCUCUUAAAGUGGCUAUGGAGGCCAUGAUUAGGGGAUUUGAGAAGUACCUGGAAGUGGAAGCAAAAGAAGGGGAAGAAGAACCUCGUCCUAAUGUAACUGCUUGGCAUAAUGUUCCACGCCCGGAGGAGAGGUUAAGAUUUUGGUCUGAUCCUGAAACAGAAAUAAAAUUAGCUAAGGAUACUGGUGUUACUGUUUUUCGCAUGGGAAUAGAUUGGACAAGAAUCAUGCCAGUGGAGCCAGUAAACAGCCUUAAUGAAUCUGUUAACUAUGCUGCGUUGGAACGGUAUAAGUGGAUUAUCAAUAGGGUUCGAUCAUAUGGAAUGAAGGUGAUGCUCACUCUUUUCCAUCACUCACUUCCACCAUGGGCUGGUGAUUAUGGAGGUUGGAAGCUGGAAAAGACAGUGGAUUAUUUCAUGGACUUUACCAGGCUUGUUGUAAACAGUGUCUCGGAUUUGGUAGACUAUUGGGUAACAUUUAAUGAGCCCCAUGUCUUCUGCAUGCUUACUUACUGUGCUGGAGCUUGGCCUGGAGGUCAUCCUGAUAUGCUUGAGGCCGCAACUUCUGCACUUCCAACUGGUGUUUUCCAGCAAGCCAUGCAUUGGAUGUCUAUUGCCCACUCAAAGGCAUAUGACUACAUCCAUGAACUAAGUAACCCAGUAAAUCCAAUAGUUGGUGUAGCACAUCAUGUGUCAUUUAUGCGACCCUAUGGUUUGUAUGACAUUACUGCUGUUUCACUGGCUAACUCAUUGACUCUCUUCCCUUACAUUGAUGGAAUAUCUGAAAAGCUGGACUAUAUAGGCAUAAACUACUAUGGACAGGAAGUGGUUUCGGGUGCAGGCCUGAAGCUGGUGGAAAAUGAUGAGUAUAGUGAAUCUGGUCGUGGGGUAUACCCUGAUGGCUUAUACCGCAUGUUGCUUCAGUUCCAUGAAAGAUACAGACAUCUAAAUAUUCCCUUCAUCAUCACUGAAAAUGGGGUUUCGGAUGAGACAGAUUUGAUCCGCCGUCCAUAUCUCUUGGAGCAUUUGCUUGCUGUUUAUGCUGCCAUGAUCAUGGGUGUACGCGUACUUGGUUACUUGUUCUGGACUAUUUCUGAUAACUGGGAGUGGGCCGAUGGAUAUGGUCCCAAGUUUGGACUUGUUGCGGUUGACAGGGCAAAUAAUCUUGCACGGAUCCCUCGCCCAUCUUACCAUCUAUUUUCUAAAAUUGUGAAUACGGGCAAAAUUACACGUGAAGAUCGUGAAAGUGCAUGGGAUGAACUCCAAAAAGCUGCCAAAGAGAAGAAAACAAGACCAUUUUAUCGGGCUGUGAAUAAACACCGUUUAAUGUAUGCAGGUGGACUUGAUGAACCUGUACAGCGACCUUAUAUAGAUCGAGAUUGGCGGUUUGGCCAUUACCAGAUGGAAGGACUCCAGGAUCACUUGAGCCGCUUCUCAAGAUUCAUUAUUCGACCGUUCUCCCUCAAAAGGAAAACAAAAUCUCAAGAAAAGAAUGCCAAAUUAAUUCUUCAGCCUCUUGAAAGUUAG